CAACAAGAUAGAAUGCGGGACAGGGCCAGGGGAAAAUCACCUUUAAAUCCCAGCACGUACGCCAAAUGAUUUCCACAUCGUAUCCAACUAAGUACUAGUAGAACAAUGGCAGCUGUGUCAUCCACCAGUAAAGAUGAGGAGGAGCUCCAAGAUCUGUCAGAGAGAUGUCUUCAACAAAUCAAGCUGUGGCCAAAGAUCAUGGAACUACUAACGGAGGAAAAAGUACCAGCGGCACAACUUCGUGAAUCAUUGGAGACAUUGACUCAGAUUUUACAGCAUGUCUCGGACAGUCUACCAGAACACAGCACCACCGCAUUGGACAUCAUACAGAAGAUUCUCAAUGUUCAUAUCACCCACAUUUACCGCGCACUGAAUGGAAGUAACGAGAGCUCGGUCAUUGUGUCUGCUCUCAAUCUCCUGGUUGCCAUGGUAACCUACGGCCAGCAUGCGGCGCGAGAUGUCUUGGUGACCGUCAACUUCCAACAGGGCGUAUUUAUGACACUAGUCAACAGGACUGAUUCAAAGUCUGAAGAUGAUGUACGCACUUGUUGCAUUCGUUUAGCAAUGGCAUUCUUUGUCAGUGGAGAUAAUAAGCUCAUCAAGCAGUUUCUUACUCGUAAAGAUUUCCUCAAGAGUUUCUUCAAGAAGCUAGGGCAUGACCGAGCCUCCAACAUUAAGCUGAUCUUAGUGACGCUGACGCAAUAUCUGGUGUGCAAUCCAGCGGUCACCAAGACUGAGAAACUUCACAUUCUCAACAACUACACCCUUCAACAACUUGCUGCAUUGUACACGUGGAAGGGUACUGCAGAAGCUAAGAAUGAUACUACAAUUGAUGAAGAAUUUCAAGUGUUGGAGAUACGCCAACUGUGUCAUCAGUUUCUACUGAAAGUCACCUGUGACCUCAAACAUGGCAUCAAUUUCUUGGAUAACUCUCUCGGGCUCUCGGGAAAAAACUGCAAUUCAGUAUUGCUGAAGUUUUUACUGAGUCUUCAUAACACUACAGAGGAUGAGUUGGUUCUAGAUCUGGUGGUGAAUAUUCUUCAUACGUGUCCUGAUCUUUUAAACCGCUACCUGUCUCAGUGCAAGCUCUCCUUUCAACCCAGACCUUCUGCAUCUUGGCUUGACAACAUGAAAGUCUUAGAACAGAUAUUGACUGGCCAAUCAGUAAUUCCAUCAGCCUUGCUUCACGCUAGAAACACUUCCACAGGUUACAUGGUACAGCUAGCGAUGGCUAGCACAAUCCCAACGGUCAUGACACCUGUCCUGCUGUCUCAAGCUGUCAAGCACAGUAGCUUGGUUGUCAGUUGCUGUAUACUACAGAUCAUCAGACUCAUUCUGGAUAGAGCCCAUGGGAUGAUAGACUGGUUGAGAGAGUCUCGUCAGACAGCAGUCAUAUCUCAAUAUCAGCAAGCUCUUAUCAAGGCCUUGCCAGAUCUGGAUACCUAUGUGAACUUACUUCACAAGACGCUGGAUAGACCUCUGGAUGGGAGCCAACGAGCUGUUACAAGACAAGAACCAAGCGAAGCUGAAUCAGAGAUGGAACAUACUUCUACAGCUGUAGUGACUGAAGUACCUGUUGCAAAGAAAGACGAACUAUUGACUGCCCUGUUUGAUGUCCUGUCUGCCUACCAGCUGACAAUCCCACUUUCCUUUACUCCAACGACCUAUGACUUCAGUCGUCUGCCACAUCUGAUAUACCACACUGAGUCCCCAUUGGUGACUGAAGCUAUUGAGAAACGAGCUAUUAGAUUGCUACUGGCGUUCCCUGAAGGCAAGCUACGCGGCUUUAAGGAGGUCCGAGGUGAAGAUGGCUCCACUGUGCUAUUGCUGCUCAGACAGCUAAUAUCUGCCUCAACAAAAUCAGAUCUAUGUGCUUUGAAAAUCAAACUACUCAAUAAGUUUAUCCAAGAGACCGGACUAUUUGCCCAGACGGAAUGGGAGAUUGCCAUUUGGUUAGACAUCCUAGCGACCUUCAGUGAAGAUGAAACCAAACAAAUAGUGGACGUCUUCUACAAGUCACUGACGCAGGCCAUACGGAAUCCAUACCCAUUCAAUGAUAGAGUGAUGGAGGCUAUGCACUCUGCGUGUGCAGUUCAGCAGCAUGGACAAGAAGGAAAUGUGAAUGAUACCCUUUCACCUGAUAUCUUAGCAAUGAUAACCCACACAGCAUCGCAUGACCUUGAUGACCUCGCUCAUCAACCAAUCAGCGAAGCCCAUCAAGCUGAGCCUCUCCCCUGUAGUGCUCUCUUGCCCUCCGCUCUCCAAGUCUUUGCUCAGUUGGAAGGCAACACUCAAGGUUUGUUUGGUCACUACGUAUCACUUGUUGCAUUGAGUAUUCUUGAGAGACAAGACAACCCAAUGUCUGUAUGUCUGCUGCUACAUCAUUGCACACAAACUGAAGGCAGUGGUUUGCAGCAUAAUCUGUACUGGCAAGAUGUCAUGAAAUACUAUGCAAUGUGGCUGCCGGCUAUCUACAAGAAAAGUGCUUUGUAUCAGAAGACUGAAGGAGCAUCAGCAGAUCAGACAUCUCUAAAGCCCAGAAAUGAACGGAGUUCAGCGUUACGAUCAUCAAUCAUGCAAGGUGGUGUACUGAAGGCCAGUGACAUGGAACGACUGUUGCGUUGUGAUCAGAGGGAAUUAUUGCCAAUGAUUAGACAGUUACUGAUGUACAUCUACACUCUGCACAUCAUCAAACCAAAGAAUAUGCUGGCUGUUUUGAAAAGCUAUCUUUUGAUGAUUGAGAGCGCUCUUGACCACGUCCACGCUAAGCGUGAUAAGGAGACUGAGAACAACAUUCAUGAUCCUGAGAAAGUAAUAAAUGAUGGAAUGUCAUCAGUAGUUGACCCCUCAAGAUGUGAGACGUCAGAUGAAUGGUGGACCAGCAUGGCUGAGCUAGUAUUACAACAUGCAGCUUUCACGAUGUUAUUCAAACACUCUGCAAGAAACGUCCAGAAAGAACCAGUAACAUCAGGCCUCAAAGGCAAACCACAAACACUUAGUGCUAUUACAUCAUGCUUUCUGAAAUGUCUAAGUGUGUUCAAGCAGCAUCUAUCAAAUGACACACUCAAACUGAUACUUCGACUAAUCAUCAAGGAGUCCUGUCAAAACUACUUGAACUUGGCCAAACUGGAGAUGAAUUCAAACAAAGACAGGACAAAAGGACAUAGCCACGAGUCCAGGAGUGUCAUAGAGUUAUUUCAGGAGAUGUGCGUUUACUGUCGAGAUGAGGAACUUGUAGAUGCUAUCAGGAUUCUACUCCAGAGUUUGAAGAGCCAGAAGAUUUCUGCCGUCACUUCAGGGACUAAACAGCAUCUCAGAUCAACGCUUUGCCAUUUGCUGGAAGUACAUGCAGAAAAACAAAAGGCCAUGAAACUUAAACAGUCAGUGGACAAAGCAGUAACCAGCAAACCGGUGAUGCUAAGUACAGACGAUAUCUCCACAUUAGUGGAGUUAGCACACCAGUUCAGCUGUGAUCAGAUGGCAUCUGUGCUGUCACAGUUUGUGGGAGAUAAUCCGGAAUUGGUAGCAGUGUUCACCAAGGAAGUAUACAUGGACUGGCUGAACCAACCCACUAAGGCUACAAGUCAGCUCGUAUGCCAACUGAUGAAACACCACAGUGCAGUACACAUACAGUGGUUUGAGGAGUGGUGUUUAGAGAGCUCUAAACAAGAACUGAAUGACAAGGAGGACGUCUUACUUCCUGUGAUACUGGCUUACUGUAAGCACAGCUCUGCGAGUAAGCAGAUAUUGAGCAUACUGCAUGCUACAUACUGGAUUUGGUUGAAGGAGUGGAUUGCUGGUCUUCAAGCAAACGAAGAUGUUCAUGAAGAAGAUGACUCCAAGAUGGAACUACUGAGUCAAAUCCUAAUGGAUACACAGAGAGAAACGUUGAUCUUGUUUCUUCAGUCUCUUAUCAGAAGAGGACAAGGAGGAAAGCAUCUUGGCGUGUUUCACAGGUUACAGCUGAAAGCCUGUCAACUUGCAGUAGAAAGGCUUGCCAACCGUCAUGAAGUAAACAAGUCAGACCAGAAGACUGGUGAUGUUCUUGUGGAGGUGGUUGUGGCAUGUUUACAGAACGUCGUCACUUUGAUCAAGAAGAAUCCUGACAACACAGCAACAGCUAUCAGUGAUCAGCUGAUGUCAACAACAGCAGUUGUCAAGGCUGUGGGAACAAGACAUCUGUCAGUGUCUCCAUCACUUACUCAAGCCUGGAAGAGUCUGGUCAGAAACGGACUCAAGCACUGCUACCAGUCACCAGCCAUGCUGGAACUCAUAGCUAGUCUGGUCAAACUGAUCUACAGCAGUAACAAGGAUUCAAACUUGGAGAAAGAGAUAUUAAAGAACCUACUUCCGUUGUCAGUUCUCUAUCAGAUUGUGCUGAGUCAUUCGCUGUUUCUGCCAACAGUCCUAGAAGAACAGGAUGAAAACAGAUCAGCAAAAGAAUCAUUGGUGUUACUGAUGCUUGCCAUGGUUGAGUUGGAGCCAAGAUGUUGCCAUGAAGCGCAUUAUGCCGUUCUCAUCGGAGCAUACAAUAUCACCAGGAGUAACACAGACACAGCCUUGCUGAUGCUUAUGCAGCAUUAUCAGAGGAAUCAGGCUGUGCCAUCGGAUUACAAGCCCACUGCAUGGGGUCGUGUUGCAGUCUCACAACACCAAACCCUGAAGGCAUUGGGAAAGUCACUAUGGCAACAGCCAACCAUGAAGGAAAUACUUCAGCAGUUAGACACAGAGGUGCUGAGAGACUCGGCACUUCACUUCCCUCUCCAUCGCAAGUUACAGGGAGAGUCUCCGUGUGACCCCUCAGCAGCUGAUUCGUCUCAUCUGUAUGAUCCCGGCUUCUUGUAUCCUCUUUACAGUAACCUCCUUGCACCAGAGUGUGUCGUUGACUGCUGCCGGUUCAUAGACUCCAAUGCUUUUUACAUGGUCGUUGCUGGCCUGAGCAGCUAUGACAGAGACAUGAGACGGGCAGCCUACCACGUCAUGGCAUCAUUCCUCAGUCACUUGGAACAUGCAAGAUUCAGGGGACGAAGGGAGGUUUAUUACUUACUUCAUUGCUUCAGGAAUUCCAUCACUGAACCCAGCAUGAGAGUUCCCAGCAUUGUAGGUGCGUUCGUUGCCAGAUCAGCUCAUCUCAUGCUAACACCAGAACACUUCAUGUAUCCAACUGUGCUGCAGUAUCUGUUAAUCAAACCACACCUACAGAUGAAUGCUGUUCCACUCUUUGGUAGACUCUUCUAUAGUUCCAGCUUCAAGCAUGAGGAUGAGCGUUACUGGAUACUGACUUUACUGCUGGAUGGACUGAGGGACUCCAAUGAUGUCACACUCUACAACAGAAGCUCUGUAUUCACAACACUCAUGGCUUGCUAUCAGUCAAGAUUGGCUAGUAAGCAGUUCAAGGAGGCAGUUGUGAGGUUGUUGGACAGAGCAUUUGAUGUACCGGAGACAAGGGACUCUCUCUCCAAGCAGUUGUUGCCAAGUCUUCAAGCUGUGAUGCCAUCUCAAGAUUCACGGUCUCAGCCAGACCAGUCAGAAAGGAAGUCAACAUUGGCAGAUCUCAUGCACAAACUCCACUCACUAUACAGAGUGAAGAGUCACAAUUCGAGUCAGAUAACAACUUCCAUCUGCAGUAUCUUCAGUACAUUAGACGUCUGCAUAAAUGAAUGAUAUUUGCAUAAUCUAAGUCCCAAUCAUUGGUCUUCCUUGUCAAUUCUGUACAAACGAAACUUGCAAUAUCAUUUCAUGUAGUGGAUUCUAGUAAAGGGGCAUUUGUAACAGAAAACGUUUGGACUUGAUUUCGUUUUUAGUCUUAUUGCUACCCAGGUUUGGCAUUCAUUAUGUGUAUAUUUCUACACCUUAUCCACUUUGAUUUCAUUUGAAAACUGGGGUCAGGAAGGGGUCAACUACACCAUGUUGAGUUACAUUUCGGACCUUAUACAAUAUUAAUGAUCUUAAGGGCUUUUGUGUGUUUAAAAGACCCACAGAAAAAUUGCAGAGAGCCGUUCUAGUGCCAAAUACACCUUGACUAGUAGU
Messenger RNA from Patiria miniata (bat star), 6030 nucleotides. RefSeq names its product nucleolar pre-ribosomal-associated protein 1-like (gene urb1). Gene Ontology annotation, biological process: maturation of LSU-rRNA from tricistronic rRNA transcript (SSU-rRNA, 5.8S rRNA, LSU-rRNA); maturation of 5.8S rRNA from tricistronic rRNA transcript (SSU-rRNA, 5.8S rRNA, LSU-rRNA). Gene Ontology annotation, cellular component: nucleolus. The record is from RefSeq and is a predicted model, not a curated record. The transcript has 29 exons. The coding region runs from base 106 to 5664 and encodes 1852 amino acids. Lineage: Eukaryota; Metazoa; Echinodermata; Asteroidea; Valvatida; Asterinidae.